GCGUUUAGACCUCUGGAAAAGUUAAUAGGUCUAUUUGACAAUUGACUAAUGUCAUUUUUUUUGUUGUCAACGUUUGACAAAAUAAUUAAUAGGCCUAUCAAGAUGAAGUAGGCUACCCAGGUUCCAGUUACUUUGUUGUAGCCUACUCUGAAGAGAAGUGUAUUAUUUUAUCGAAGAAGGCACUGAAACACCAAAAGAUGGACUCACCAGCAAGCGCCCUCUCUCGUGCUGGGAGGACUUUCUGGACAGUUUGGGUGAGUUUCUGCUCUGAAAUAAUUUACUACAGAAGGACACCGUUUUUAUAGCCUACCGUGAUUGGUUUAUUAUUUCCUAUUGUUACCAGUACUAUAGUUCUAUUUUAGACUAUUUAAUAAUUUGCUGAUGAACAAUUCAUUUGAAUUGAGAACUUCCCCAAGCAGGAGAAAAAUAUAAUGACAGAAUUAACUGUAUUUCACUGUACCUGGUUUGAUGUAAUGUGAUCAUAUGUUAUCAUAUAUGGACUCUCUCUCUCUCUCUCUCUCUCUCUCUCUCUCUCUCUCUCUCUCUCUCUCUCUCUCAAACACACACACACAGAACUACUUAACGGAAGUUGUGGGAAGGUAUCUAAGCCCAGAGCCCACUAACAUAGGAACCAAUGACACAAACUCAAGACAGGAAGUUACUGCUGCACCACAAACAGAAGACCAUGUUGAUGGUGCGAAAAAUGAGAUAAAGGCAACUGAGGUCACUUUUGAAAUAGGCUCUGAGCUUAAGAAACCACGACAUGCCGUUGCCUGGGAACAGUGCAAUGUUAUCAUUGGUCCAGGGCUCGGCAGAGAAAAUGUGCAAUACACUGGACAAUCCAACAGAGGGAGUGAUAGCAAAGCAUCCCAUGAGGAGGAGGAUAUAAAACAAGAGCAGGUGGACCAAACAGAAAAUAAAGACACAAUCCAGCAUGUUACUAAAGAAGAAUUAAAUAUGGGGAAAGGGGUCCAAUCGGUGUUAUUCACUGGGGUCCAGAUCUUAUUCAGAGAGCCGACAUCUGAAAGGUCUAAGGAUCAGGGAGCACAAGGACAUGCUGAGAGUUACAACUGUGCUGAAGCAAAUAGAUUAAGAGGUGCAGUGGCAGCAAGAAAAGAGGAAGAAGAAGAAGUUACUGAAGAAUUCCACUGUGGUGAAGAAGGAACCAAAACAGAGGAACAUGAAAAUAAUAGAGAUGGAGAACUACAUUUUGAUAUAGAGUCCCCAAACCUUACAUCAGCCUGUGCUGAACCUGCCGCGCUUUUAGAUAAGAAUAGGGACGAGGAAAAUAAGGACAGAUUAACGAUACACGAUGAGCAAAGUACAGAGGAUGAAACCAUGGUAAGAGUCAAUGAAAAAGUUGGAGAGGAAGAAACGGCAGUGCUCUUCAUGGAGACAGACAAAGAAGGGUGGAACGUAGCAGAAAUAGUAGAAUUCUCGGGGGGAGGGGAGAAUAGCGAUGAUCUGUGUGUAAUCAAAGAUGAAAUUAGUCAAGAUGGUAAUGAAGGGAAGAAUGGCAUAGACAUGGAAGAAUUUAGGAGGAAGGAGGAGAGCGAGGAAGAGAAUGGAACAAUAGAAGAGAUGGACACAAGAGAACAGGAAGAGAUAUUGGACGGGGACUUUGGACCAUACAAUGAUUUCAAAGUCUCAGAAAACAAUAACAAACAUGAAUAUGGUGACAAUCGUUUGAAGUUUGAUGAAGGAACUAUAGAGAAGCUUGAUCAAGAAAAUGACCCCAACCCACGACUGCUUUGUGAAGGAUUAUCAGACUUAGAUAGAAAAUUGGGAAGAGGCCAGGACAUUUUUGCUUCUGAGGCAGAGUUAGAAUUACAAAUAGCCUAUGACAAAAGAGUCUUUGUGUCAAAUGAUGAGAUAACUGUUGUUACAGACGAGCAGAGAAUGGAGUGCAAUAUUGAAAGAAUUGACAGCCCAGUGUUAGAGGAUGGAUCCAAAGUGAUUGAGGACGGGAUAGAAGACGUUGUAAUCAACAUUGGGACGAAGGUGGAUACAGAGGCAGAGGAUGUGAAAGAUAAAGUGACUGGACUGAAUACUUUUUUUGAUCAGGAGAGAAAUAAACUAGAGGAAGAAAAGAUCUCAAAAGAAGACGAGGACCCCCUUAAUGAAGUGGAGGAAAAACUUAUUUCAGUGGUUGAUACUGUGGAAGACAACAAUAGAGUGGAAAUCGGAGGCGUGGCGAAAUACAUUUCCCUUGGGCUAUGUGAGGAUCCUGUUGUGGCUCAGGAGCCAAAACAUGUAGCGUGUGAAGAAACUCGAGAGGAAAUUCCGGAAAUCAACAAUGGCAAAGAGUUAGACGAGAAUACGGCACCGAAGAUCCUGGAAGUUGACGACGAUGAUGUCAACACCACCCAUUUACAAGAAGUACACACCGAUAGUGAUACCAAACAGUUAGAAAGUGUAGAGAACACUGGAACUAGUUUUAAAUCGGACAAUUCACCAGUGAGUGAACUCAUGGAAGGGAAAGAAGAUCCGAAAACUGUUGAAGGAUUAUUUGAAAGUGAGGAUAUUGAGAAUGCCUCUGAUACAGUAGUAGACGAGUGCGCGGUCGAGAAAGCAGCGAAAUCACUGUGGGAAACGGAGAGAACAGAUUCUGUAUUACUGAAUGAAACAGACACUCAAAUACUAGAGGACCUAGCAAAGACAAAAGCUGAAUCACAUGAAUCAAUGGAGAUUGAGGUAGGACUGUCAGAGGAAGCAGCAGAGACAGAUGAGACACUGAGAACAGAGGCUGGAUUAUACAAAGACACAGAGGAGAUAAAGGCAGAGUUUAGAGAGGGAUGGAUGGAGUCAAAGGCAGGGGAGACAGUGGGGACAGAAUUUAAAUCAGUGAAGGAGACACAGGCAGAAAUACCAGCAGCGAAGACAGGGGUUGUGCCAUCAGAGGACAAAGAUGAGACAGAGUCUGGAUUAAUGCAGGAAUCAGCAGAUACCGAUCUUGGAUUACUAAGGAAAACUGUGGAGGAAGGGGUACAACAGGGGGCAGAGGUAGACACACCAGAUGUGAGGACAGAGACCGUGCUAUCAAUGGAGACAAACACAGAGGAAUUAGUGGAAUCUGAGGCUGGGGACACGUUGGAAACUGAAUCUGGAUUAGUGAAAGAACAUGAGGCAGAAAUACCAGAUGUGAGGACCGAAACUGCAUUAUCAGAGACAACUGUGAAGACAGAGGCAGGAUUAUCAAGGAAAGUGACAUUGUACCCAUUAUCAAUUCAUACAGAGGCUGUGUUUCUCACAGAGACAAAGGCUGUUUUUUCUAAUGAGUCACUGGAAACAGACAAUGGAUUAUCAGACAAAUCAUCUGAGGCUGGGACUAAAUUACAGGGAAUGGUAGAGACUGGUUUACCAGGUUCAACAGAAAUAGAGGCCAAAUUAUUCGAGACAAUGGUUUGUGGAGAAGUUGUACUAUCACAGGACACAGAAAAUGGAUUAUCAGAGGAAAAAUAUAAUAUAACAUCUACAUUAAUGGAGGAAUUGGUGGAGUCAAGGGCUGGGGAAACAUUGGAGACUGAAAAGGGAAUCAUGAAUGAAACAGACGCAGCAAUACUUGAUAUGAGGAUAGAUCCAUCGCCAUCAGAUGAAACAGAGUCUGGAAUAGUUGACACAGAGGCCAGAAUGUUUUUGGAAACAACAGUGAUUGAGUCUGAAUUAUUGGAGGAAUUAUCUGAGACUGAGUCUGGAUCACAGAAGGACAAAGAGGUAAAAAGACAGAGGACUGAGACAGAGCCAUCGGUGGAGACAGAUGUAGAGGAAUUAGUGGAAUCUGAGGCUGGGGAUACGGUGGAGACCGAAGUUGGAUUAGUGAGGACAGUAGCCAAAUUACCAGAGGAAGUUAGGCCAAAGAUUGAGCUAUUAGAAAAAAUGAAUAGAACAGGUGCUGAUUCAUCAGAGGACACCGAUGAGACAGAGGCCAGAUUUUCAGAGGAGAUAGAGACUGAUUUAGUAGAGACCAAGUAUGGGUUACAGAAGGACAUGGAAGAAGACAUACUACAUAUGAGAACAGAGACUGUGUUGUCGGUGGAAACAGUGAAGACGGAUACUGACUCAUCAGACGAAUCACUGGAGUCCAGAUCACUUGAAAUAUCAGAGGCUGGAUUAUCUGAAGAAUCAGUGGACAGUGAGGCUGGAUUACAGGAGAUUUACACAGAAAUACCAGAUGUGGAGAAAGAGUCUGGAUUAUCAGAGGAGACCAUAGAUGCGGGAUUAUCAGAGAAAACAGAUGUGCCAGACACAGAAUUCGUGAAAAAUACAGAGGCUGGAUUAAUGCUAGAGGCUGAACUUUCAGAUGAGACAGAGGCUGGAAUAGUUGACACAGAGGCCAGACUUUUUUUGGAAACAACAGUGAUUGAGUCUGAAUUAUUGGAGGAAUUACCUGAGACUGAGUUUGGAUCACAGAAGGACAAAGAGGUAAAAAGACAGAGGACUGAGACAGAGCCAUUGGUGGAGACAGAUGUAGAGGAAUUAGUGGAAUCUGAGGCUGGGGAAACGGUGGAGACCGAAGUUGGAUUAGUGAGGACAGUAGCCAAAUUACCAGAGGAAGUUAGGCCAAAGAUUGAGCUAUUAGAAAAAAUGAAUAGAACAGGUGCUGAUUCAUCAGAGGACACAGAUGAGACCGAGGCCAGAUUUUCAGAGGAGAUAGAGACUGAUUUAGUAGAGACCAAGUAUGGGUUACAGAAGGACAUGGAAGAAGACAUACUACAUGUGAGAACAGAGACUGUGCUGUCGGUGGAAACAGUGAAGACCGAUACUGACUCAUCAGAUGAAUCACUGGAGUCCAGAUCACUUGAAAUAUCAGAGGCUGGAUUAUCUGAAGAAUUAGUGGACAGUGAGGCUGGAUUACAGGAGAUUUACACAGAAAUACCAGAUGUGGAGAAAGAGUCUGGAUUAUCAGAGGAGACCAUAGAUGCGGGAUUAUCAGAGAAAACAGAUGUGCCAGACACAGAAUUCGUGAAAAAUACAGAGGCUGGAUUAAUGCUAGAGGCUGAACUUUCAGAUGAGACAGAAGCUGUCUUAAAAGAGAAGACAGAAGAUAACACGCCAAACAAAUCACUGGAAAUUGAGGGAGGAUUAUUUUGGGAAACCGAUGAGACCGAGGCUUUGGUAACAGAGGAAGUUGUGAAGACAGGGCCUGGUGUAUCGAAGCAGACAGAUUUUGGAUCACAGGGUCAAUUACUGGAGAUCGAGGUUGGAGUAAUAGAGAAAUCCCAGGUUGAGUGGUCUGAGGAAACUGUGGAGACAGAUGCAGGAUUACCAGAGGAAAACAGAGGGGAUGGUGCAAAAGCAGGAUUCAGUUCCCCAUCAGGAAUCAAAAAUGUAGACCAGAAUCUUCAGCUUCAGGUAAUAAUAAUAAUACUUUCCCUAAUAAAGGGAUACUUAAGGAUGUUGGCAAUGAGGCCAUUUAUCUAGUUCACCAGAGUAAGAUAAACUUGUGGAAAUCAUUUUUUUGUCUCUGUGUCCAGUAUGAAGGAAGUUAGAGGUAGUUUCGUGAGCCUAAUGACUGGAAGUCUAUGGGUAUCUGCUAGCAUUGGCUAUCGAAACUACCUCUAACUUCCUUCAUACUGGACACAGAUACAUAAAAAUAGUAUCCACAAGUUCAUCUGAAUCUGGGGAAGUAGAUAAAGGGCCUCAUUGCCAAAAUCCUGAUGUAUCCCUUUAAAAGAAUGCAAUCAAAUACAUAUGAUUAUAAUAUCUAAUCGUAAGAGAUAAAGCAAACAUUAGUCUCUUUCAUAUAUUUUAUUGAAUUUGUUUCCCUUAUUUUUAUGUUAUCGAAAUUAAGCUUAAUCUAAAAGGAUGUUAUGAAUUUGAAAACUUGUCAGUAAAUCAGUUGUGUUUAUCAUACCAUUGCAGUUUGACGCCUCCGCUUUGGACUUCACUGCUCAAAAGUCUCGCAUUGCCCUCAAGAAUCCACAUGCCCGUCCACCCAGGGAUCCCCGUACUCUUCUACAGAUGCCAUCUUUGACCCCCUCCCCUUCAAAACCCACCGUACACGUGCCAGUCAGAGGUCCAAUAGGGAUACCAAUGAGGGGCAUGGGCGGCAUCGGAAUCAAACUGCCUGGUAAGUUGAAAAUAGGAAUUUAAUGUGUUGUCCUACUCUGUGUGUUCUUUCAUUCUGUUAUCGUUGGUGACACAAUGUUCUAUGACAGAUAAUGAUGAUGCCCAAAUUGAAGUGUGAAUGGAUAUCUUUGUUUGUUGUUUGUGUUGCUAUGAUGUUGUUCAGGACUCAGUGCUUCAGGGCUCACCAUCUUAAGAAAGACCGAAAAGGGGGUGAGAGAUGAAAAAAACACAGAGAACAUCCCUCAGGUACCUAUCAGAUACUUGCACUUUUUGAGCUCAACCUUUGAAUAGGUCUAGUAGUAUGCUUUAUUAUUCUGACUCUUGAUUUGAUUUGGCAAUGUCAUCUAUUCAACAGAAAUCUGAGAUCGAGCAAGAUGUAAGGGAUGAAUCUCCCAAGAAAGAAGAGACGCAAAACAAGCAAGAGGAGCGCAAAACUAAAUGGACACCGCCUAGACAUCCAGGGUAGGGAAUCAAUCUACAAGAUUCUCUUAAUUUCUUGUUUGAAAUAACUUAUAUGAAGAUAUUGCCUAUAUAAAUGUCACUACAUUUUUAUUAUAACACCUUUGUUCAAUAUAUAUCCACCAGAUUUGGAAGUCCCCUGAUGAUGAAUGAGCUGAAGAACAAGCUGAAGAAGACUACAAAAGAGAGCGGAGAUGAUUGACAGGACCUUUUUUCUCAUUGGUGAAACAUGGUCCAUGAACGAUGGGCUUUAAUUUAGUCAUAAGUAUCUCCAUUUUAUUGAAAACUCUCUUUGUCUAUUUCUUUUGGAUGUCUUUGUAAGAACAGUUUCAAAUAAAUAAUAUAUUUUUGUUUUGGACAGUGUUUACUUGUUCCAGAGUGUUUUUAAAAACUGGUGUGAUAAAAAAAAAGUUGACUGCUCAGGGCAUUACAUUGAUUCAAGAAGACUAUUUGUGACAUUUGUUUAUUUCUUUAUCAGUGGGUUUGCUUCAGCAAACAUCUCUUAUGCAUUAUUUCCAUACUAAGUAUUUCUAUAGCUACUGUAAACCAGUUAUAGCAUAUUGCAGUUUUUUUUUUUUUUUACGAUCACUUUGGCCUUUUCCAAUUAUAGAUAUUUGGGCUAGCCUAUAAUAGCCUAUAUACUGAUUGGUCUUAUAAAGCUUUUGUAUAAACCUUAGAUUAAUUACGUGAUUCAUAAG
Coregonus sp. 'balchen' is the source of this 7226-nucleotide messenger RNA. Lineage: Eukaryota; Metazoa; Chordata; Actinopteri; Salmoniformes; Salmonidae. The record is from the annotation of a GenBank genome assembly.